AUGGAAUUAAGGAAAUCGGUUGUGUUUGGUUUAUGUGCCGUUGCGGUAUUUGGUAUUGGUUAUGCUGUAUACUGGGACUAUCUGCGACAAACUGACCCAGAUUUUCGAAGGAAAUUGAAAAAGAACAGGAAAAAAGCAUUAAAGCAAAAAAAGGCAGCUGUAGAAGAAUCUAAAUCAAAGACCGCUAAUUUUAUUCGAGGAGCUGUUGAAGAAGUUGCCAAAGAAAAUUUUCCGACUGAUGUCGGUGUUAAAGAACAAUUCUUUAUGGAACAAGUGGCCAAGGGUGAAACUUUGUUCGCUGGAGGCGAGUCCGGCUAUCUCGAUGCUGCUCUCUGCUUCUAUAAAGCUUUGAAAGUUUAUCCAAAUCCAGUAGAAUUGAUUAUGAUAUAUCAAAAAACCAUUCCUGAACCCGUUUUCAAUUUAGUUUAUGAUAUGAUGAGCAUUGAGAAAAAGCAAGCGGAAUAUUUCGGGAAUUUUCCACCAAAAGAAAUGAAUGUCAGGAUUGAAGAAAUCGGUCAAAGUUCGGAUGAACAAAUACGUCGCGCUCUGAUUUCUACAAAAGAUUUUGCACCGGGGGAUGUCAUCUUUAUUGAACAAGCUAUUGCUUCCGCUUUAGAUCCAAGUCUUGAAAACGGUGAAUUUUGCAGUCAUUGUCUCAAGGAAUUGAAUGGAGCAGAUUUCAGCGAUGAAAGUGAUCUAUUUGGUGCUGUUUAUUGCUCCAAAUCAUGCCAAGAAAAGGCAAUGGCAGAAUAUGAAACUCUCCUUUUCACAACUAGAGAUGAUGUUUCUUCUAGUAAUGAAGCUAAAUUAAUGGAAUUGGUUAAAUCAGGAAGAGUUAAAUAUCCUUUAAUGAUUGCUAGAUUCUUGGCGAAAAUGGUACACGAAGAGACGCAGAAAGUUGCUACUGGCAUUGAAGAAGAAUAUAGCACUUGGGAUCAUAUUGAACGACUAAGAUACUUGGCAGUUCAACCUUACGAUAAAGAGUCCAAUGAGAUUACAUUGUUGAAAGAACUAUUUAAAACGAAGGUACCUGGCAUGGAAGAAUUCAUUACUGAGGAAAGGUAUUUAAUGCUUAAGGGUAAACUCAUGUAUAAUGCUUAUGGGAUACAUACUGAACGUAAUAUGGAAACCUUAAAAGAGAAUUUGGAAGAAACUAUGCGUAGCAAUCAACCAACCGUUAUUGGUGCCGGUUUCUACCGUGUUGCUUCAUACCUUGCUCAUAGUUGCAGCCCAAAUACAGAAGCAAGAUUCCCUGAUAAGAAUAACGUCUUAUCUAUUGUUGCUACUAAACCUAUCAAGGCUGGAGACGAAUUGAAAAUCAGCUAUAUCCGAGUUGGAGAUAGAAAUUAUAGUAAUAGAAGAGGUGAAUUGGAAACAAAAUGGCGAUUUAAAUGUACAUGUACUAGAUGUAUGGAAGAAGCGGGAGAAGUUGGUAGAUCUGCUUGA
Funneliformis mosseae is the source of this 1446-nucleotide messenger RNA. NCBI's taxonomy places the organism in Eukaryota, Fungi, Glomeromycota, Glomeromycetes, Glomerales, Glomeraceae. The record is from the annotation of a GenBank genome assembly.